UUUUUUUGUUCAAAUUCAUAAUUUUAUUCUCGUUUUUGUUAAUGUAGAUUAGUGUUUAAGAAAGUCAUGGCUGUGUCAUUGCAAAUCAAAGGAACUCAUGGCCAAUGGUUGCCGGCUCUGUAUCGCUCCUCUUCCUAAUUGCAAUGCGAAUAGGUAAAAGGAAUAAAAGGUUGAUAUUUUGCUCUAUCCAUUAUAUUUUUAAUUUUGGGCUGUAGUUGAAUACUUGAAUCGCAAUGCAACAAAAGUGUUUAUUGUUGUAUACACAGUCAAUUAUGUAAGUACAUAUUACAUGAACGGUUUGGAUUCUCCUAAUUGUAUCUAUGAACUUAGUUUUAUUUGAACUUGCAAAGUGCUAUGUAAUAACUCAACUUCUUUUUUAUACGUUAGAUGUUUCUAAGAUUAUUAAUUUGAAAAUGAUUUAUAUGUGUUAGAGAUAUUUUUAGUAUUGUGAUCAAUGUAUUUUAUCUAGCCUCUUGGUAGUAUUUAUUGUGUAUUUAGUAGGCCUUAAAUGGAAAAGGCUACUAAGCUAAAUUAGGAAUGGGCCUCCUAAAAAGGAGAGCCCAUAUCAUUGUAAACCCUACCAUUCUAAGGAGGCUAUAAAUAGACCCCUUAGGAAUGGCUAGGUUAAGCUUUCCUCCCUUAGAAAAAUUCCCCGCGCAUAGAAUAGAGCCUACGGAAGUUUUACGCUACAUUCUUCACCAUCUUUGUGUAAACUUUCUGGCUAUCAAUGGAAAGCUUCUUCUACUCCUAUUAAUCAGAUCUUAUACAUUAUAGAGUAGAAAUUGGGACCAACAUUUGGUAUCAGAGCCGAGCGUGUGACGUAUUGAAGUUUCUGCAACUUAUCGAUCGAUUGAAGACGGAAGAAAACUCCUGCGCGAAACUCAUCGGUGAAGUUUUUGCCUCUUGCGCGAUUUUCUAUACUGUUUUGUUGUCGUUUUUGCAGGAAAAUGUUUACAGGAAAGUGUUUCUAGGCUCGCAAGGUUUCAUUCUGUGAAAAAUCACAUUCAGAACUUUGGCGUACAGGUUAAGCAGGAGUUGAGCGAUUUUGUGCUUUCGCGCAUCUGGGAAGAAGAACAGGUUUAGCGCCAAAAAAAAAAAAAAAAAAAAAAAAAAAAAACCCUUUUGCGCGAUUUCAACUUCGCGCAGAACUCACUUGAGCGAUUUCUUCCUUGCGCGUUUUAGAUCUUGAGCGAUUAUACUUGAGCGAAAAGGUUGUUGCGCGAUUUGUACCUGAGCUAUUCACAGGUUGUGCGCGAUUCACAGUCAAUUACUGCGCGAUCCGGUAAUCUCCUGCGCGAUUGCAGGUGCGUGAUUUUUCUGUGGAAAACGAGUUGCGCGAUCGAAACCAGUUGCGUGAUUUAGGUGAACUAGGCCUGCGCGAAAUACUCUGUUGCGCGAUCAUUCUCGCGCGAUCUGAACUCAUUUGUGCGAUCUUCCCUUUGCGCGAAACGAGCUUUGGGAGCAGCUAUUGCGCGAACAUUUUGUUGCGCGGUUUUCUUUGACCCUGCGCGAUUUAGGUUUGCUGCGCGAUUACCUUGAGCAAUUUGGUAGUCCUUGCGCGGUCUUCCCCAGCCAGAGCGCCGAACAGGGGCACGAGAGUCCUCUUGCGCGAUCUUCGUUAGGUUGAGCGAUCUUACUUGUUGCGCGAUCUUAGUACAAACCCGGGAGCAAAUUUAAUUAAAAAAAAAACAGUUACGCAAAGUUAAUCAACUUUUUUUUAAAAAAAAGGAGGGACAAAAUUGUCUUUUGUGACCUGCGGAAUUUUGCGGCUAUCGUGUCCGCAGGUCGCCCGCGCAGGGGGGGUGCAGAUUUUUCGUUUUUGAACUUCAAGCCGAAAUCCCCUGUGCGCGAGAGCUCCCCUCUUCUCCUUCACCAUUUAAUCUUAAGGAGGGAGUGCUCCAUAUAAAUAGGCUCAAAAGUUUCCAAAGAGUUUAGGUGUGGGAUAAGUUAACUAGCUUACUUUUCCCUUCACUUGGACAAGUACAUUUUUUCCCCCAAAACCCACUUCAAGUGCAGAUUUUUAGCCCAUCUUUAAACCUUGAGGUCAAACUCCAAAACCAAAGCUCAACACUUUUUCAAAGCUUCAAAUAGUCAACCUUGAGAUUUAAAAAAAAAAUUAAUAAAAAAAUAAUAAUAAUAAAUCUCAAGGUUAAGACUAAAUUUUCUCAAAAUCAAAGCUACAUUUCAAGAGUCACAAACUUGCAGAAAUCUUCAAUCAACCACACGUCAACGAUCGAUUUUCGACAGUCAAUCAUGACCACUUCCAAUAUUGCUGAUAAAGUGACUGUCCUCUCUGCUCAAAACAAGAAUGCAGACAACACUGUAAGUACUCCUAACCCUUUUAAUUCUGCUUGCUCUAAAACAGACCCGUAUGACAAAAUUAAGGAGCUAGAGGAGAAAUAUGAUAGAGUUUAUGAUGUGUAUAAUAAAUUGCGUGAAAAACAGACUUGCUCAAACAUCAAAAUAAUCAAUUCAGAGAAAAUUAUCACUAAGCUCACAACUGAGAAUAAACGACUCAGUGCUAGCGAAAAGGAGCUGACAGAGAAGCUUAGGACUACUGAAAAAGAGAGAAUUAGACUUUUUGGUGUCAACAAUUUACUUAUGGAAAGAAGGGGUGCUCUUUACACCAAAAUCAAAGAACUCGAAGACCUGUUAGCUAAGAGGGACCAAACAGACUAGACUAUUUUCCUUAAUCAGCCUAAGGACACUCGUUUCUAUAAUGCCAAGGAGGGCCUGGGAUUGACCAAUCCUCAAAACCUGAAAAAGAUCAACUGUAAACAACUCUAUGAUGUUAGAUACAUGAAAAUAGGAUUGACCAAACUCAUGGCCUUCACUGGAGCUGAAGAAACGAAUGCCCUCGAGGAUGAAAAGAGAAAGACAAAGGCUGGUGUCGAGGUUCCUUUUGACUACACAGAGCUAAACAAGAGUUACAAAACCAAAGCGCUCCCGCUGACUCCUGCUGAUGAAGUCAUAACUUAUGCUCCUGAAAAGGAAACUGUGCAAGAUGGAGAGGAACCUUCAACUUCAGAACCUGUAGUCAAACCAGCUUACAUUCCACCUCUUGUGAGAAAGUUUGCUGAACUAAAAGAAUCUUUUGAAAAGGAGAAACAGGUUUUAGAAAAAGAAAAGGAUCAACUUUUGAAAGAAAUAUCCAUGUUAAAAACAUCCUCUCAGUCCAUCACAGUUUCUCAACCCUCUUCCCUUUCUUCCCCAGAAAAUUGUUUAGAAAAUCCAACCAACGGUUCUAAAACUUCUUCAACUCACUCUGAGUCCCCUUCUCCGAAAAGGAACCAAGUGAAUAAGAGAGUAAAGAAGAGAGGUGAGUGGAUCGAGGAGAAGUUGAGAAGAAGGAAAAGAGAAGAAGAGUCUCAUCUAGGAAAUAAGAAUCAGCGUUCGAGUGCCUUGUUUUAUGCCAAGAAUAAGUCUAGAUCUGGCAUUAGUGAGCUUUCAACUAGUAAUACUAGAAGUGGUGUUCCUAGGAAUCUCCUAAGUGAACUCUCGACUAGUAAUGCUAAAAGAGUGGCUCCUAAGUUUUCUAGUUCUAAGACAUCUGUCAAGAAUCGCUACUCUAAUGCUUGUUCUCUGAAUUGUGUUAAGUCAAUGAAAGCUUGUUGUUUUGAGUCUGAUUCCUCAUCAAACAAAGACAAGAAUGUGAACGUUCAGAGAUGCCCAAAGAAAUCAACUUCUGUGAAAGUGAACGUUGAGGGGGAGUACAAAUUACCAUGUUUAAGGUAUCCCCUCAAGGUUCGCUCACUUAAACAUUUGAGAAGGCUCUCUCAGGAAACAAUUUUAAAAGAUUAUUUGUCUGAACAUUCACUCACUAUUAACGAAACCUCUCUCGCUCCAAAGUUCAAACAACAAUGGGUUCCUAAGGCCGAAGCUGAGAAACUAAGAACGUCAAACACUUCUCAAUCAGCUGGCCUAGGUUCCCAAAUAAAACAAAAGCUGAAACAUUUCUUCACCACUAAUAAGGAUGGACCCAUUUGGAAGUGGGUACCAAAACGUACUUAAUCUGUUUUGCAGGUCCGUCAUGUGUGGUACCUGAUCUGAUUGCUCCACACACAUGGCGGGUGAGAAGAGCUGUGAGCAAUCAAUUGGUGCACAUUAUUAAGGGGAGUAUUGGCAUGUAUACUACCCCACUGAGCAGAAAAUCAACAAAUGCACACCUCAACACCAACACAUGCCAAGAAGAAACAACAAGUGCUUAUUCUGAGGGGGAGUGUUUCUUUUUCACUCCUCCUGGUGCCUUACAAGAACAAAGCACAUAUCAAGGGGGAGUUUUCUACUUUACUCCCCGGGUGACAAACAACACCUUGCACAUUCUGAGGGGGAGUUACAAUUUUCUCCUCCUGACGCAAAUCAAGGAUCAAUGCAAGACAACCCCAGGACGUUAUGGCAGAACCAGUAGCAAUCAAGACAACUCAAGGAUGUCGUGGUGGUUGUUCUCAAAGGCCGCAAAAUUUAGAAGGCGCUAAACAAAAAUUGUCGAAACACCAGGGGUGUAUCUCCAACAAUUCUGGGGAACACUCAACUAAGCAAGAGAUGCCUCUGGUGCGAGAAUUCUGAAACCCACCAUUGACAACACCAAGGUGACCAACACCAAAGAGUUCAUGCAUCAAAUGCUCCAAACACUAGAAUUGAUAAUGGGACGGAGUUCAAAACAAGGAGCUGAUUGGGUUCUACGAAGCUCAGGGAUUUACACAAUAGUUCUCUGUAGCUGAAACACCAAAGCAAAAGGGUGUCGUAGAACGAUCGAACAGGAUCUUGGUGGAAGCAGCCAGAACCAUGCUAAUACAGUCAAAAGCUUCCUCAUUUCAUGUGGGCUGAAGCUAUCAACACGGCUUGCUUCACACAGAACUGGACGGUGAUUCACAAACGAUCCGACAAGAUGCCCUAUGAGAUUGUGUUCAAGGGUCUCCCUAACAUUGCCUUCAUCCGCGUCUUCGGCUACAAGUGCUACAUUAUGAACAGCAAGGAUGUUAGGGGACAGCUUGAUCUGAAAGCAACUGAAGACAAAGAGGCUCAAUCAUCUUCUAAAGUAGGAGGACAGGGAGACGAGACAAGAUCGAAUGAGCACGUGCAGUGGUACUAGAUUCUCUGUUCGAGCACUUUUAUAGUCAACCACGUGCAUCACCAGCUACAACCACUACAAAUUCUCAGACCUUCCUGUUAUAUGCUCCCACCGCAAAGGAAACACUCACUCCCGCUCAGAAUAAUGAUGAGCACUCAGAUGAUGAAGGUGAACAUGAACCAUCUACCCCGCAAUAUGAUCAGCCUGAAGUAACUGCAACGCAAGAGACCCCAGAGGCACAACCGAAUCAAGAUUACACUGACCCAGAUCAUCCAAUCAUGAGAGAAAGUGGACGAGAGCACAUCCGCCAGAGCUGAUAAUUGGAAGAUGAAUACUAUGAACUGGCCAACAUAGAAGACAUCAUGGAAGACAUGAUCACAUUAUGCCAUGCACAAGCAAUCAAGCUCAUCUCCCAGGUCAAGCCCGAAAGACUACCACGGCCAUAGAAGACUCUGAUGACUACACUAAUUAAGUGUUGCACUGCCAAAAACACUGGCUUCGAUAAGUGCAGCAUCUACAUUUUGACCAUCUUUCACGGCGUGGCAUUCUGCAAGAACUACGACUAUGUCUCGCUGAUCUGGGAUGACAUCACAUAGUUGAUGCCAUAUAUGAGAAGAUUGUCAAUGCUCGUGAGACGUUUCAGCGGAACAACACCAACAAUUCACCGCCAACUAUCCACUGAGAACGUUGCCACCCCAGCCAUCACGUACCUUCAAAGGUCAAGGAUGAUUCCUCACUAGUGUCACUUCCACUACCAGUGUCUCUGCUGCAGCUAGCCGAUCCAAAUGAUCCAUCAGUCAAAUGUUACUGCCAGGAGAACAAUAUUAUACUCCCUACGGCUCAGAUAAACCCCCCUGAGCCUACCCCAGGGAGUCAGCCGAGAGUAAGUGAGGGUCCUGAGAGUUCUACCCAGCCACAGAGACCAGUGGCAAGUCGGCCCCAUGAUGAUCAGACGACGUCUGCUGAGGGCCACCCCCAAGUUGCUGAGGAGAUUUUCCAUGAUUCGCCAAGCGUAGCCAGAACAAUAAACGCUGAAGAUGAGGGCUCCGGUAGCAAGGCUAACAAGCGCAACAAAGUCAACAAGGAUGAUGAGGUUAAUGAUGAUGCGGACGACAACGUUAAUCAAGCCAGGGAGCCUCCGGUACAAAAACGCCGACCCAUUAUCAGGCUCCCCACAACAGCAGAAAGAGAGGUGUCUUACUCGUGGAGGAACAAAGAAGAAAUCAUUAUAAGUGCGACGCGCUCCAAACAUCAAAAUUACAUCCUUUCCUCAUCAUUCACUCCUACAUAGAGGACACAAGACGUAAGCAAUCUGGCAAAAUAAAUAGCCCUGUUUGACGAGUGUACAAACCUAGAUGUAGUAAAUCGGACUGACCCCAUAGGAGCAGAAGCUGACUUUCUCAGCUUCCGAGUAGAAGACGCAGCAUCUUGCCCAACUGCGCAUGCACAAGCCACACCUAGCCACUCUGCUGCCUCCCAACAGGUAGUAGUUUCACAAAUAGGGGAUCUUAUACCCACCUCUCUGCCCCCUUACGGAGCAGUUAAGGAUGUACAUAGUGGUCUAUCGCCCCGGACCACUACCCUUUCUUCUAUCACAUUGAGUCUAGGUGUCACACUCCCUACAUUUUCAAAUUUGCUAGGACACAUACACUUUUCACACCACCUCACUCUACAGGUCCACUUUCCCUGUCAACAACGAUCGGAGAUACUUCGAUGAUGAUCGGAAGUCCUGCCGCUCAACAGAUAACUCAAUUAUUAUCUGCAGGCCACACACCAGUAAACUUUACUGAUGUUGUGACAACGGUUACUACCCCUGUAACCGGACAACCCUAACCCUACCGACCUUGCAGUCAUUCAGCAGCGUUGCUUGGAUUCCACCAUUAAACCAUGGGUGCACGAAGCAAUAACCGCUCGGGCAUAGGAAUUCAGGACCACCCCGACGCUUCUUAAUGACAUCAUCAAACCCUAACUCAACCCUCAUCCUCCCACUCCCAACAACAACUCACCCCAAUCCUUAUCCUAUCCCAUUUACAAUGCCAUUCGAUGACCUAGCAUCCAUUAUGCUAGCGAGAAUUCUUGAAAACGAAGAAGCUCCACUCACUGACAAACAAAGAGCUCUUUUUGUAGUACCUGAAACCGAAAGCACAUGCCAUGACAGUCUCCGCGGUCACAAACAUUUGCAUGAGGACUCCAAUGAUUCGGCUCCUCAUGAGGGGGAGAAUAAGAGGCAACGGAUACUUGAGCAUGGUGCUUCAUCUAGCCAACAACCCCAACUUGAACCCUCAAACAACCUAGAUUAAAUGCAAGAAUUCUCUCAAGGAUGCAAAUUUUAAGGAGGAGUUUUCAAAGUUCUCCUCCCAAGCGCCAAACAUCGUCAAAGGCAUCCUACUCAGUGCUCCAGUUGAGGGGGAGUACAGAGAGAGAAUAAAGAAACAUAUCAAUGAGAGAUAUGUCCUAAUGGCUUAGUAAACCCAACUAAGCCUACCCAAGGGACAAAGCCGAGAGUGAGUGAGUAACUGAGUGAAUAUUAUGAGAGUGAAGAAGCAGAAGGCUCCGAUGAGCAAGAAAACAAUAAUCAAUGACAAAUCUGCUACCUCAAAUGAGCUAUCAAUCGAGGAAUCAAUCCCAGUCACUCAAAUACUCCGGACAAUCCCCAUAGGUUCAGGACUGAAUUAUUCAGAUCCCGGGUAGAAGUCGCUGCAUUUUGUCCAAACGGCGCGUGCACAACCCUACCCUAGACCACUCAUCUGUCUCCCAACAGACAGGUGUUUAAUCACUGUUCACGGGGAACCUCAUCUCUUAUCACCGUCUCCUUCUGAGGCGACUGAUACUGACUACAGUGGCCCUCGGCCCCACGCCACUGAACUUUCAUUGAUCACGUUGUGUCUAGUUAUCUCACUCCUAAAUGUUUUGAAUUUUCUAGGACACAAACACAUUUUUAGAGUCAGUUGCAGGUCCAAGUGACCAUGCGAGAACUUCCAUAGGCCCAUCUUCUAUAGAUGCAGACCGAUGAUUGGAUGGAAGUCCUGAUGUUGCAACAUAGAAAUCACCAACAUUUUCAGGCCAUCAUUUAGAGUUCAUCUCCAUAGUGAUGAUAACGAGUGUCUACAUGAUCCCGGGGGGCUACAAUUAUCUAUGCUGAUCCUAGUGAUCAUGCCAUAACAACCAGAGUGACAUCUACUUCAGAUGUUUCACAAUGAUUGGAUGGAAGUCCUGUUAGAGCUACAUCGUUUCUAUCAUUAUAUACAGGCCACACAUCAAUGUUUACACUGAUGUUGUGUCAACGGAACACCACAGUGUCUCCGGUUCUUAUCUUUUCAUUUUCUUUGCAUUUUCAGUUUUCCAGAAUAAAAGAAUAAAGGCAAGACAUCUCGAUUCAUUGGAUUGUCAUAAAGGGGGAGAGUGGUCCACACGCUGUUUACUCUCAAAAAUCAUUCUCGGACACUUCUCCCCUCCAGCUCAAAAACAAUGGCUCUCUACUCUCUCAUGUUCAUCAACUGCCAAGUCAGCUUCAAAUCUAAAGGUCAUCCAUGCUCACAAGUCAACCAUCAUUUUCCGCUGUGCCACCGACAACUGUUCCUCAAAAGCAUUCACAACCGAAUAGUCAUAAAAGGCUACAUUCUGGAGGAUACAGAGGUCGGAUGAUCAAAUACUGAAGAUGAAUCCCUUAUGCGCCUAGAUUUCUUCAGAACAAUCAUUCUAAAGGCAUCAUCGGAUUCAUUCAAGCUGAUCAAGAGAAACUUCUGAAAGGCAAGGAUUAAAAGCAAGAUUUUGAAGAAUCCCUCAACCCGCGGCAUCAAAGAACGAAUUGAAUGAAUAACACCAAGGGGGAGAUUGUAAGGAUUUCUUCAUGAAGCCUUUCCAAGAAGACAAAAGAAGCUGAACUGAAAGAAUUUGAUCGACUAAAGCGGUGCUAGACGCAAUCAAUGCUCGACUCGAAAAGAGGAGAAUGCUGCACCAAUAUGAACAUGCUCUAGCACUACAAAGCAACUACUACAAGAGGCAGAAGAAUCCACAAGAGCCAACAACGGACAUUUGAUCACAAAGGGGGAGAAUGUUAGAGAUAUUUUUAGUAUUGUGAUCAAUGUAUUUUAUCUAGCCUCUUGGUAGUAUUUAUUGUGUAUUUAGUAGGCCUUAAAUGGAAAAGGCUACUAAGCUAAAUUAGGAAUGGGCCUCCUAAAAAGGAGAGCCCAUAUCAUUGUAAACCCUACCAUUCUAAGGAGGCUAUAAAUAGACCCCUUAGGAAUGGCUAGGUUAAGCUUUCCUCCCUUAGAAAAAUUCCCCGCGCAUAGAAUAGAGCCUACGGAAGUUUUACGCUACAUUCUUCAUCAUUCAAUGGAAAGCUUCAUUCCCAGAUCUAUCUUCCAUACAUACAUUUUAUAGACUACAAAACAGGGACCUAACAAUGUUUCUUAGCUCUUUAUAUUUAGCAUCUUAAUUAAAUAGAUUAGCUAGAAUAAUGAAUAGGCCUUUUAAGGCAAUUUGUAAUAAAAGGUUUUAUACCUUUUUAGGUAUGGGCCUCCUAGAAAAAGGAGCCCAAAUGAUUGUAAAACCUACCUUUCCCGUCAGGCUAUAUAUAUGCCUUAAGGGAAAGGCUAGGUUAAGCUUUUCAACAUUCCUAGUGCCGCAGUGCCUAUAUCAGUGAUAGAAGUUUUACGCUAAAUUGUUCAUCAUUCUGUAAACUUCUUCAUCAUUCAAUGGAAAGCUUCAUUCCCAGAUCUAUCUUCCAUACAUACAUUUUAUAGACUACAAAACAGGGACCUAACAAUAUGUCAAUCAUACAUACUCAUAUUAGAAUUUUGAAAGAGGGAUCUAGGCCAGUGCAACCUCAUAAUUGUAUAUUUUCCCUUGAUUUACGUUCCAUGUCCCUUGUCUCAAACAUAAUAAACAGAGGGAAUAUGAUAGGAGUAAUUCUUAAAGAACAACUACUGUGCAUAUCUAUAUUUAUUCUUUUCUUAUUACAGGUUAUUGGAAUCAUUUGAGAUGCUUGACUUCCUCUAUGCGCUUAUGCUCAAUGACUUAGAGAAUCACUAAAUAAAGGCAGAAAGGUUACCAGUUAUGGAGCAUCAUCGUGAUAUAGUUUGGAAUAAUGGAUGUGUUUAGUUCUGGGAAAAUUCCUGCCUCUUUGAGUUGUAAUGAUUUAAAUUAUAUUCCUUUGAUUUCAAUGUCAUAUUUGUAUUAAAUUUGAUAAAAAAAUAUCUAUUUAUGACUCUGUACUAAAUUUAGAUUUUGAUUUACUUGUAUCAUCGAAGAUGUAUCAUAUAAAAUAGAUACUUUGAUUUUGAACUACGACAUUGAUAAAACAAAUGAUUAUAAAAAUACUCAAUUUUAAAA
Molecule: messenger RNA, 10405 nt
Organism: Cuscuta epithymum
Lineage: Eukaryota; Viridiplantae; Streptophyta; Magnoliopsida; Solanales; Convolvulaceae
Source: the annotation of a GenBank genome assembly